AUGGCCCUCAACACUCUCGUCGACAGAUACGGUCGCUACACCGUCGACAUCGCCUCCACCGCCUCCUCCUUCGGCUUCGCCGCUGCCAAAGCAGGCACAAGGCUCGGCUUUGGCAUCACCCGCGAAAUAGCCUCAGGUGCAGCAGGCCUCACCGGCUCCGUCCUCGACUACGCCCUCUUCGGCGGUCGCGCCAACACAGGCGCCACCUUCUCCUCCACCAUCGCCUCCGCCAUCUCCGCCAUCGAACAGCUCACCCUCCUCCCCAUCCUCCUCGGCGAAUCUCUCACUUCUGCAUCCAUCGUCGCGGCUUAUGGCUCCAUCAACGCACUCGCUGCUAUAUUCCCAGGCUCCGACGAGGCUUCGUUCUCACUCGCUUCGUUCAUUACGCUCGUGAGGAAGGAGUGGAACGAUCCCGUGCUAGGGGAACAUCUGCCCGAGGAGAGGUAUGGCGUUGGUGAGGUCGCCCAGGCCUUGGUGGCGUGGGGCGCAUUGCAGGGCGUCACGCAUGAUUGGCAGGUGGCCAAGUGGAUGAAGGCGCUGAAGGAGGUCCCGUUCCAUGAUGAGUCCGAGGAGGGAGGGCAGCACGCGGAAAGGGAGGCGAGAAAGAGGACGGAGAGUAAAGUCAGCGUCAUGAGCGACGUUACCUCCGGCUUUGGAGGCCAUCAGACACAGAUCAUCACCGCCGACAUCACAGAGGUCGACGAGCUGCAGCCCACCGCCAAGCCCCUCCUCAAUUUGAAGCCAUUCCCGUCGUUACCGCCACAGAGCCGCACUGGAGGCAAACCGCUCCGUGUGUCCAAUAAGGACCUCAAACAUACCCUCCGCCGUCUCUCGAAAAUGGUCCUCGCAGGCUACGGAGGCGCCUCCCUCCUCUUCUUCGGCGUCUCUCCCGUGCCCAACGCGAACCCCUCCUCCGCACCCACCGACGCCACACACCACCCAGCCGAAGCAGCGACGCUCACACAGGCCGUUGAUGCGUCUGAAGUCGAGGCCUCGAAACUCGACGGUGAGGCUUCCAUGCCGAGUCCGAGUCCGAGUCCGAGUCCGAGUCCGGCUGGGAUAUCUGCACCGCAGGCUGGUGCGGGGUAUUCGUGGUGGAACGUCUUGUUGGGACGACAUGACCGUGAGAUCUUCAUGGGUUACGCUACCACCGGUCAUCCCUCCCCCUCCUCCCCUUCCUCCUCCUCCUCCUCCUCUUCCUCUCCUUCUUCAUCUUCUUCUUCGCCUGCUGCUGCUGGUGCUGGUGGUGCUGCUGCCGACGGCGCUCGACCGAUGUCAGCGGUCAUAGGCGACGAACAUCGCAUGCCCCGCUUUUGGGUCCUCACCGAUCACGCGCGGAGACAGAUCGUGCUUGUGUUUAGGGGGACGAUGUCGUUGAAUGAGUUGGCGGUGGAUUUGACGUGUGAGCCGGAGGAGUUUGAGCCGGCGAGGGAGGAGGGGGAGGGGAGGGGGUUUAGUGCUGGUGCUGGGAGUGGUGGGUAUGGGUAUGGAUCGCGGGCGUAUCAGCAGAAGGAUAGGACGCAGCAGGGAGCGGGAGAGGAGACGGAAGUGGGGGAGGGGGAGGAAACAGAGACGGAAGGGGGAGAGACGGAGACGGAGGAGGAUUAUAUGACGGCGAGAGCGGAGAGCGAUGGGGAAGGCAUGCCCGGUCUAUUCCCCUUCCCCUCCGUCCACGUCUCCGCGUCCUCUCCCACCUCCACCUCCACCUCCCCCACCAGCUCUCGCCGCCAACCCUCAGUAACACACUCCCGCCAACCCUCAGUAACACACUCCCGCCCACCCUCCGUAAUCAACUCCCGAAUGCGCACCGGCUCUUUCGUCAGUCUCGCCAGUUUCACGACAUAUACGGAUGGUGAGAAUGUGAGGCCGAGGUAUCAGGUGCAUGGGGGGAUGUUGAGGAUGGCGAGGGCGAUGGGAGGGAAGGGAAAGCCGGUGCAUGUGGCGGUUAGGGAGGCGUUGAGGCGGAAUUUGGGGUUUGAGCUGGUGAUGUGCGGACAUAGUCUCGGCUCGGGCGUCGCUGCGUUAUUAGCCAUGUCCUGGGCGGAUCCGACGACGUGUCUGACCGUCAAAGCGAGCGGUCUGCCCGUCGGGAGACGCGUUUCGGUGUUUUGCUUUGGGCCUAGAUGCCUAACAGACCCCCGCCUCUCCGCGCUCGCCUCCAACCUCGUCACCUCCUUCGUCUACUCCCACGACGUCGUCUCCCGUCUCUCACUCGGUUCCAUACGGGACAUAACACGCGCCGCCGCCUGGCUCUGCAACGCGAACAACGCGUCCACAUCUAGCCUCAACAACGCCAACCCCUCAUCCCCUUCCCCAUCCAAUGCCAAUGCCAAUACCAAUGUGCACCCAAACUCAGACUCAGACUCGGAAGACCCAAGCACAAUGAAUAGGAACGCAGGAUAUACCUCGAUCACCCGCGCCGCACUGCGGUGGAACACGGGCUUUGGGAGUCCGGAGGAUCCGGGGUGGUUCUUGAGUAUUAGGAAGACGUUGGAGGCGAAUAUGAUGUGUGGGGAGAUGUAUCCGCCUGGGAGGGUGUUGUGGGCGGUUAGGGAUGGGGAUUUGAGGGGGAUGGGGGCGGUGGCGGGGAUGGGGAUGGGGGUGGGUGAACAAGAUAAGGGGGUAGGAAGAGGAGGGGCAGGGAAAGGGAAGGGUGGGAAGGGGAAGGAUAGGUUGAGGUUGUUUGAGGUGUUGGAUGUGGAGAAGGUGUUUUCGCAGAUCGUGUUUGCGAGGGAUAUGUUGAGCUCGCAUUUGCCGCACCAGUAUGAUCGGGUCUUGGAGGAAUUGCUCUAGACUCUAGGCUCUAGCAAUUGCAAAGGCCUUCCUAGCUGGUAUGAUUGAUGAUUUAAUGAGUUAAUGAUUAAUGAGUACUUUAUUAUUCGCUGUUCUGUCCGUCCUGCAUUCCCCAUAAUUAUACGCACGGCUCCAUCCAUCCAUCCAUGCACGCACGCACAUUUCUCGUCCUCUCACUCACACACUUGCAGCCCCCUCGUCUCGUCAUUGUAUCAUUCGCCUAGGACUCUCUACUCUCGCCCUAUCGUGGUGGACCCGUUGUACUUUUGCCCGUUGCCCGUUGCCUAUUGACCCUUGCCUCGACAUAGAUGAUAGAUAUGGAUAUAGACCGAGACCGAAACCGACUGCUUCGUUGUUGACUUUUACCUGUACAUUCCUUUCUUUUCAUUGAUCAUGCACUUGCGCUAGUACUGUUUUAUUGGGGUUUCUCGUUGACCAUCUGACCGUCCAUCGUCGGAGCAGACCAGCUUCGUAUUCUCGUUUCAUGGGUGUUUGUUACGUUGUCGAGGGAUUAUCAUACCAUACCAUACCU
Molecule: messenger RNA, 3325 nt
Organism: Stereum hirsutum FP-91666 SS1
Lineage: Eukaryota; Fungi; Basidiomycota; Agaricomycetes; Russulales; Stereaceae
Product: alpha/beta-hydrolase
Exons: 6
Coding region: 1-2793 (930 amino acids)
Biological process (GO): lipid metabolic process
Source: RefSeq, a predicted model, not a curated record